GGCGUUCUGCGGUGACCACAGCCCCAGGCAGAAGGUGGAGGCAGUCCCCGAGAAGGGGACCUGCUGCAUCAUCUGCCAGGAGGCACUAGAUGACGACCACCCGUCCUUCUGCACCCUGGUGUGCCCGACGUGCCAGCACGCCUGGUUCCACCGGCGCUGCGUCCAGCGGCAGGCCAUGUGUGCUGGCAGGUGUUUCCAGUGCCCGCUCUGCCUGGACAGGCAGGCAUUCAAGCGGGAGAUGCUCCGCAUGGGCAUCCACGUCCCCAACUGGCCCUGGCAACUCCUCCUCUGCUGCUCCUGUGCUGCAGAAGGCACUCACCGAGGGUGCUCCCACCUGGGCACCAGCGCCCAGAGCUGGGAGUGCGAGGGCUGUGCUGGUCCGGGCGCCG
Molecule: messenger RNA, 389 nt
Organism: Apaloderma vittatum (bar-tailed trogon)
Lineage: Eukaryota; Metazoa; Chordata; Aves; Trogoniformes; Trogonidae
Product: PHD finger protein 7-like
Exons: 3
Cellular component (GO): nucleus
Source: RefSeq, a predicted model, not a curated record